AUGGCACGGAUGAGGUGGCUCAUCGGACUGAUCGGCCUCGGUGUUUUUUCACAAGCGCAGUCGCGGCGCGCGGCCAUCCUGCUAACGGGCCACGUGCGCACCUUUGAUCUCACGGCGCCGACGCUCGACGAGUUUCUCAUCAAAGCGAAUCCGACGUACACGUUCUCGAUCUUCUGCGCGACCUACCAGGAGCGCGAGGCCCACGCCAUCACCAGCCGCCAGGGUAAGACGGAACAGAAGAGCCUCGACGAGGACGAGCUCUACGCAGUCUACGCGCCCUUCGUCCCGCGCGACCGCUUCCACGCCGAGCUCUAUCGGCCGUGGGAUAUCAAGUCUGGGUUGCCGUUCUUCAACCCCCAGCAUGCCAGAAACCGGACGCAGGCCGGCAUCCGCAAGUACAAAAGUUAUUUGAGAAGGAUCCGGCACUCGUCGAUGUUCGAGCUCAUCAAGCGCGGUUACUUGAUGAUCGAGCGGCGGCCGGAGGCGUAUGACGUGAUCAUCAAGUUCCGCUUCGAUCUGGGCCUCAAGGCGCCCCUUGUCUUCAACGAAAGAUGGAUCGAGCGAGGGCUCGUCGUGCUACCGGUGCAGAUCGCCGACGGCGGCGCGGGCAUCGUACCCAGGGCAUUGGCGACGCGGCCCUGUUCCAAAGACGGAAGCGCGAGCCAACGGCCGAAGUGGGUGCAGGACCACGUCGGCUACGCGUCGCCCGCGACGUUCCGCAAGUUCUCGGUCAAUGUCCAACGCUACAACCUCCGCAAGGCGACUCGCGCGCAUCCGGGGCAAGCUCGGAACCCCGAGCACUACCUCGCCGAGAGCCUCAAGGAGCAGAAGGUCCGCAUGAAUUGCGACGCUUCCAUUCAAUACACGGUCAAGAGGCGCUACAUAAAGCCGCCGAAGUGGAAUUGGAACCGGAACAAGACGGCGCCUUCUCGCGCUCGUGCGGUGCACGCGAUGCGUGCGGACGCGGCGCGCAUUAGUGGGCCGCGGCGCGGUGCGGACGGGCAACCGCGAUACGCUAUGGCCAUGUACGUCGAUGACAACAAGCAUGUAUUAGGUCUGUACAGCAUUCUUCGCCAGGCGAUCAACACAGGAAUGGUCGCCGACGGGAUCGAGGUCGUUGUGGCCACGACUGCGCCGCCACAGUAUCAUUCACUACCGCGCUACCAUGAGCUCCGUUACCUCAUGCGGUGGCGCGACGAGGGCUUGAUUCACAAGCUCGUCCCCGUCGACAACAGUAUCAUCAUGAAGAAAAUCCACAACAAGGGUCUGUGGGAGGGCGUCUUCCUGUGUGGAAAUCAACCAGUGUGUCGGGUGCACCCGAUCGGCGCGUCGAUGGCGUGGAGGACGACGCGAUGAUUCAGCACGAACGCCGUAAAAUUUUGAUUUCCACACAGGAGUCUUCAACAAGCUCUUUUUCUUCAAUUUCACGGAAUACGACAAGAUUAUUCAAUUGGACUGCGAUAUUUUCAUUCGACAGAACAUCGCUCACUGGUUCGACUACGCGACGCCCAUCGCCAUCCAGGAGCGAGACACGAUGGAAUGGAACACGGGUGCCAUGGUCCUCACGCCCAACCGCACCGUGUUCGACGCGAUGCUCGCCAAGCUCCCCGAGGUCCAGAAAUUCGACCACAACAAGGCGACACGCGACGACCCCGACGGCUGGAAUUCCGCCUACUACGACCAGGGAUUCCUGUCUGCCUUUUUCACCGCGAGCACCGAUCCAACGGAGCGAAUGAAAACCAUGUCGACCGGCGACGCCGUCCUCAUCAGUUCCCUGCAGACCGACCGGAUGAGGUAUUUCUGGUUCCACCGCAACCACGUGUUCUCGACGGUCCACCUCACCACCGCGAAACCCUGGAGUAGCAAGUGCAGACCGAAAAGCCCCCUUAGCCGGUGCAAACCGAAAAGCCCCGUGGCCUGCGACGUGCUGCGCGAAUGGGCCCUGUCGGUGCGGGGAUUGGAGAAGUACGACCUCCAAGAGGAAUACCGAGACGUCGCCAGCAGCACGCCGGCCUAUCUCGAAAAUUGCCCCAAGGCCGCGACACCGGUGAUACCCGCGUACCUCAGAUUUCCGAGGCGCGCGCCCGAACCGAAGGGUUCGCUCUAA
Pelagomonas calceolata is the source of this 2107-nucleotide messenger RNA. The record is from the annotation of a GenBank genome assembly. Lineage: Eukaryota; Pelagophyceae; Pelagomonadales; Pelagomonadaceae.